AUGAAGAGAAAAAGAAACUCAAAAGCACUCAGAGCAGGUUGUAAAGGAAAAAGAAAAGCAUAUGAAGAGGUUGAGCAUUUCGGUACCUCUAUCACGGAUGUACCUGAGCCUAUCUUCAAGAAUAUUGUGCUAAGACUGCCCAUUAGGGCAAUUAUCAUGUGCAAAUGUGUUUGCAAACCUUGGCGUCGGGUAAUUUCAGACCCUCAAUUUGCUAAGAUGCAUUUUGAACUUGCACAGCCCUGUUCUCUAGUCCGGACCUUGGGUAACACACGAGUUGCAAGAAUGCUUUACCUAAUUGAGCCAUCUGACGUUGACAACUACGAUUCAUUUUCUGAUUCUCGUUUUGCGAGGCAUCUCAGGCUUAAUUAUGGUCGGGAUUUUUAUAUGAAACUGGAUACCAAGUUGAAGAUUCCUUUGCGCAAUGCUGAAAAAAUGCCACAGCCACAUAAUGUCAGUGAUACCAAAUCCCGUCUUAGUAGUGAGCGUGGUUUUAAGAAGCGUUGUGUAAAAGUGAGACCAAAAGAGCAUAAGUUCCAGAUCGUCAAUUCCUGUAAAGGAUUUGUCUGUUUGUCAGAACCUUCAAGCAACAACCCACUUGUUGUGUGCAAUCCAGUCACAGGUGAGUAUUUAAACCUUCCAGGAACAGAUGAAUCUGAUAACAAUACCGAGAAAGAUAUGGUAUCUUGUGGAUUUGGCCUUUGUGAGGAGACUAAUCGAUAUAAAGUUGUUAGAAUGAUUGACCAAGGAUAUUUUGAAUCCGUGUAUAGAUGCCCAAUUACAGGGGAAAAGAGUUACAAGAAAACGCUGGUCGAGGUACACACACUUGGCACUGGGACUUGGAGAAGAAUCGGUUAUGCUCCAUACUAUAACAGCAAACUGAAAUUUACUACAUAUCUGAAUGGAUUUCUUCAUUGGAUUUCCCUUGAUUUCAGCAAACGUAUUUUGAUAUAUUGUUUUGACCUUGGCAGAGAGGAGUUCAAGUCAGUUCAGCUUCCUCCUCUUGGUGAUUAUUUUGAUCCCAUCAUUCGAUGGAAUAAUCAGUGUAACACAAGCUUGGGAGUAUUAAGAGGUAGCCUAUGUUUGUGUACUUGCUCAGGCUAUGAUUCACUCGACAUAUGGGUGAUGAAGAAGUAUGGUGAACCAAAAACGUGGACGAAAAUUGUGUCAACUUAUUCCCUUUGUGUUGAAAGGUGGCCUUAUUGUGUGUACCAGCCGAUCAGUUUUGAAGAAAACAAAGGGUUGCUGAUGUUUCUGUCCCCUAAGAGUGCCUUUAUAUAUUAUCAACCUGAAAAUUAUGGCAGGUGGAAGUAUUUCAGAAUUCUUGACGUCAAAACAAAAUAUGAAGCGAUUGCUCAUGUUCCAAGUCUCAUUUCUCUCAAGGAUGUUUUGAAUGGAGAUGGUAUGGAGAUACUGAAUAUUAAUUUAAGAUGCAGUGAAUACAAGUUGUUGGGAGAGACCAAAGCUAUUUGUUUGCAGGAAGUAAUAAGGGAAGCUGAGACCGAUACAGAUCAUUCACCCAGCGAAGGAGACUACGACUGAAUCACCCUUCUGCGUGGAUUGCUUUUCAUUUCUAGAGAAAUCGUGAAUCCUUGUAAGACCAGCUUUCAUCUAGAUGAGGGAAACGACUGUAAAUUCAUGCUAAUAGCUGGUUCUUUUUGCUUCAUUCUAUGUAAGCAUUCGCCUUUGAACCUUGGUGGUUAUGUAUUUGAAGCAUA
Molecule: messenger RNA, 1715 nt
Organism: Coffea eugenioides
Lineage: Eukaryota; Viridiplantae; Streptophyta; Magnoliopsida; Gentianales; Rubiaceae
Product: F-box protein At3g07870-like
Exons: 2
Coding region: 1-1539 (512 amino acids)
Molecular function (GO): protein binding
Source: RefSeq, a predicted model, not a curated record